Molecule: messenger RNA, 3019 nt
Organism: Ceratina calcarata
Lineage: Eukaryota; Metazoa; Arthropoda; Insecta; Hymenoptera; Apidae
Gene: nompB
Product: intraflagellar transport protein 88-like protein nompB
Exons: 14
Coding region: 1-2481 (826 amino acids)
Biological process (GO): intraciliary transport; non-motile cilium assembly
Cellular component (GO): ciliary basal body; centriole; ciliary base
Molecular function (GO): kinesin binding
Source: RefSeq, a predicted model, not a curated record
AUGUUGGCAAUGAGUAAAAUACAAAUUGAUGACGACAUUUACGACGGGUAUAAUGAUUACCCAUCGAUAUACAGCAUUAAAGAUCUUGAACAGGAUCAAUUAUUCCAGGAAGCUCUCAGUACAAGUUAUGGAAAGAGAUCAAUUUUCACACCAAAAGUUCCAGGAAGUGCUAUGCGCUUGGGUACUUCAACCGGGUUUCACAGAGGUGGUACUGGCAUAUCUUUGCGACCUACUACUAGUGGACUUAGACCAAUGACAGCGGUCAGAGGUGCUGGUUACACUAGUAGCAAUCGUCAAAUGUUCGAUCCACUAAAUAUGAGCAGUUCUACCAAAGGUCCUGCACCGCCCUUGGAAACUGGGAAAGAAGACACGCCUGAAGAAAAGAUAAAGGCAUCUGAGAGGAGAAUCAUGGAAAUAAUAGAAAGUUCAAUACAAGCAGCAUAUGAGAACAACAUGAGAGUUGCUUUAGAAAGAGCAAGGGAUGCCAGCUCUAGAGAAAAAGCUCUUAUCAGGCUACAAGAACAAGCUGGGCUUAGCGACAGCCACAAUGUAGAUUUAACAUUUGCUGUAAUUUUUAAUUUGGCGAUACAAUACACCAACAAUAACAUGCUUACGGAAGCUAUAGCAACUUAUCAAGGUAUAACGAGAAACAGAAUUUUCAGCAAUAACGCUAGACUGAAAGUGAACAUGGGGAAUAUAUAUGUUAAAAUGGGACAAUUGUCGCAAGCGAUUAAGAUGUACAGAAUGGCGUUUGACCAAGCUCCAGCAGCUCAUAAAGACUUGAGAAUAAAAAUAAUGCAUAACAUCGGAAUGUUAUUUGUACAAAUGGGUCGUUUGGAAGAAGCGGCUAAUAGUUUUGAGUGGGUGAUGAAAGAGAGGGCCGAGUUUAAAGCAGGCUUGCACACUGUCUUAUGUCAUUUCGCGUUGUCUCAUAGGGACAAAAUGAAAAGGGCAUUUUUAGAGUUGUUAGAAGUUCAACUUAACAUAGAUCAGGAGGACAGAUAUAAUAUAAGUACAGACGAUGUUGCCUCUAACAUAUUGAACGAAAUUUUAAAGAACGACGAUUUGUCUAAAUUGGAGAAAGAAUUAAGAUCUGAAGCAGAGAGAACUAUUCUUUCCGCAGCCAAGCUCAUAGCGCCAGUGAUCGAGGACACCCUGACGGCUGGCUUUGCUUGGUGUGUGGAUUCCAUAAAGUCUUCAGCUUAUAGUCCAUUAGCCGCUGACCUCGAAAUAAGCAAAGCUAUGGUGUUUCUACAUAAUCGGGAAACCCAGUUGGCUAUUGAUACAUUGAAGAUGUUCGAGAACCGUGAGAGUAAAGCUAACAGCUCAGCUGCGACCAUGCUUUCAUUCAUUUAUUAUCUCCAAGGAGAUUACAACCAAGCGGAAAGGUGCGCGGAGAUCGGUCGGAAUGCAGAUACCUACAAUGCAGCUGCUUACGUGAACUUAUCAGCAUGCGCGAUUAAAAAGAGUAAUUUAAACAUCGCUAAAGAGCUCCUUCUAUGUGCGCUAGAUACAGAUGCCAGCCACGUGCAAGCUCUUUAUAACUUAGGACUAGUAUAUAAAAAACAAAGUAUGUAUGAGGAAGCAUUAGAAUGCUUUUGGAAAGUUCGGAAUAUCGUUAGGCACGACCCGCAAACGUUGUAUCAAAUCGGGCAUCUGUACCAACUCAUGAGCGAGAUAGAUCAAGCAGCAGAAUGGUAUAAUCAGUUGCUUGGGAUAAUACCGUGCGAUCCUGGAGUUCUACAGAAGUUAGGCGAGAUGUAUGACGCUGCUGGAGAUAAGCAACAGGCGUAUCAAUUCUAUAGCGAUUCUUAUAGAUUCUUUCCUGCCAAUUUUGAAGUGAUCGAUUGGCUGGGAUCAUACUUUGUAUCGAUGCAAAUCGCCGAGAAAGCGAUGAUUUAUUUUAAAAAAGCUGUGGAGCUCGCUCCCGACGAACCACGGUGGCGCUUACUGGUUGCCGCGUGUUUGAGGCGAACCGGGCAAUUUCACAAGGCUCUUCUAGAGUAUCAGGAUAUUCACAACAAGUUCCCGGAGAAUAUCGAAUGUCUAAAAUUUUUAGUUCGCUUGUGCAGCGAUCUUGGUUUAAAGGAAGCGCAGAUGUACGCGGCGGAGCUGAAACGCGCUGAAAAAGCGAAGGAGCUAAAAGAGAGGCAGAGUUCGGCAAGACCAGGAUCAAGGAGAAGCAACAGUGGGACCUCGUCGCGGACUGGUUCUGGAAUGAGCGUGCAGUCGGAUCAUAGGUCGAGUCCGACCUUCGGUAGACGGGAAAAUCAAGGCUUGAGCAGUGCCGGUAUUACACGAUCUAAUCGAGUCUCCGCAAACGAAAACAUCGCGGAAACGCCAAUGGAUAUCGGCGAUCAAACAGGUACUCCGUACAUUGAUCCAAUUGGUCCGCUACCUGUCCGUCCUAUGACGUCUGCCGGAAAGAGAGACGACGAUUUCGGCGAUGAAGAGUUAGGCGACGAUUUGUUACCGGAGUAACGGUGACAUUCUUUUUACUGUCUUUGGUAAUUGAAAUUCGUCAGAAAAAUUAAUAGUACAGUUGAAUAGCGCAGCAUCUUUUUAUAUGACGAUAACCGAAUCAAUGCGCAGAGUGAUAUGUAAUUCGCUUAGAUUAAUCGCGCCUGGCACAUUAAAGUACAUUAAAUGUAACACGCGUCCUUUUGUCCGAGACUCAAAGUCGAGCCCCGUCGCAUCCACAAGCGGUAUUAACACAAAUUGUGCUUUCGUUAAUUAUCAUUUCGAAGUGCAAGAUGGUUGUCUAUAGUACGGUGCUAUACAUUAUGAAACCACGAGGGUCGGGCAAUUGUAACGAUCUAAAUUUAAACACGCUGACCAAUUUAAUCAAACUCCAUUCAGCCUAUGUAGUUUAGUAGACGGACGUUAUUUUAUUGCAGCUAUAUUCAAACUCCAUUCAACUGAGAUAAUGCGAGUCCGCGGGAGCAUAUUCGGUAGCGAGCCCGUCGCUCUUACGUUCGCUGAAUGUUAUGUUAAAUAAAUUCCUAUUGCAUAUAAGUCA